Thermothelomyces thermophilus ATCC 42464 is the source of this 1191-nucleotide messenger RNA. RefSeq lists its product as uncharacterized. The transcript has 4 exons. Gene Ontology annotation, molecular function: DNA-binding transcription factor activity, RNA polymerase II-specific; zinc ion binding. The record is from RefSeq and is a predicted model, not a curated record. NCBI's taxonomy places the organism in Eukaryota, Fungi, Ascomycota, Sordariomycetes, Sordariales, Chaetomiaceae. Gene Ontology annotation, biological process: regulation of transcription by RNA polymerase II. The coding region runs from base 1 to 1191 and encodes 396 amino acids.
AUGGAGAGCGCCCGACGGGUUCCCAGGCCUCGGCUGUACCAUACCAAAUCCAGAACCGGCUGCACGCGCUGCCGGUCACGAAGGGUCAAGUGCAACGAAGCGAGACCCGUCUGCAAUAACUGCCAUCGACACGGCGUUUCGUGUUACUAUGACAAGGAUCCCUCGAAGCCGCUCCAGGCCAGACAGCCAAGCCAGCCGAUACUUCGACCUCCCUUGAGUAAUGGUGACGCCGACGCCGACGCGCGUGGGCCCCCGAGGAGCGGCCCUCAUGCCAGUGCAGACUACUGGGAACUCCGGGCGUUCCAUCACUUUGCAGUAGCUACCGUUGGGACGCUCCCCGGAAGCCACAUCCCCAGCGUCCGGCAAUGCUGGGCUAUGCAGGUUCCCGUCUUGGCUCUCUCCUACAGGCCGUUGUGGAACCAGCUCCUCGCCCUCUCGGCACUCCAUCUCGUGGCAUCGGGCGGCGACGACCCCGGCCUGCUUGCCUGCAGGGCUGCUUCGCUGGAUGCCACGCUCCAGUCUUACCGGCCGGCCCUCGAUCAGCUAACUCCGGAAACGGCCGAGGCCGCCUGCUUUACCUCGAUACUACUCUCGGUAGACACCUUUGCCAGCCUGCAGCAUCGGCCGCUUGCCGGCGACUAUGAAGCUCCCAUGCAGUGGCUGAGGUUCACUCAAGGAGCCCGCGCCGUGUUCGAGGCUUCCACCUCGGCCGCCGCGGACCCGGCAUCCAACAUCGUGACAAUCAUUGCGUCUUCGAACCACAAUCGGCCCGUCCCCAGCGACCGCCCCCACCGUACGCCUGACUUUUCCUAUCUCCUCCAGCCUUUGCCCGACGAGACACAGUCCUCUUCGCGAGGCGUCGCGCAGGCAUAUCAAGAGACGGUCGAUCGUCUGAACCUGAUCCGGGCCGCCGCCGAGGCUGGCGAGCCGAUGCUCGCCCUAUGUCGAAGACUCAUGUCCUUUGCCUGCCUGGUCCCGCCUCUGUUUCUGGAGCUAGUGGAGCAGAAGGCGCCCCGCGCUCUCGGCAUCCUCGGCCACUUUUUCGCUCUCUCGGCCUGCGUCAAAGAUCUGUGGUGGGUAGGCGAGACACCUGUCAGGGAGGUCUCCGCGAUACGCACCUACCUGGCACCAGAGCUGCAGUACCUCAUGGAGUGGCCUGACUGGUUCGUCACAAUACAGGGUCUAGGCUAA